Molecule: messenger RNA, 2770 nt
Organism: Nilaparvata lugens (brown planthopper)
Lineage: Eukaryota; Metazoa; Arthropoda; Insecta; Hemiptera; Delphacidae
Product: serine/threonine-protein kinase PLK1
Exons: 1
Coding region: 806-2446 (546 amino acids)
Biological process (GO): protein phosphorylation; mitotic cell cycle; regulation of cytokinesis
Cellular component (GO): nucleus; spindle pole; cytoplasm
Molecular function (GO): protein binding; ATP binding; protein serine/threonine kinase activity
Source: RefSeq, a predicted model, not a curated record
AAAAUACAAAAGCCUGAUCCUGACAUAUUAGAUUCACAUCAUCUGAUAGUCAUAAACAUUAUCCAGAAAAUGUUAGUUUUUUAUUACAAAACACGAAUUUAACUUUGUUUAUUUUUAAUUCACGUAGAAUAUUUACAAAAUCUGGUAUAAUUCAGAUCAAGCAUUGAAAAGUCAAUAUCUAUUUUUAAAUAAUUACAAAGAAAAUGAAUGGGUUUAUUCAAAACUAUUGAAUAAUUAUAUUCACUGUGAUGGAAAAUGCUGGAGAUAGAAAGUUGUUGGUUAGUAAAAUCCAGUAUUAUUUGCUAAAGAGAAAUAUUUGAUUUUGAACAAGAUUCUUUAUUGAAUGAUUAUUUUCCAAUUGUAAACUAUAUUUGUACAGUACCAUUCAAGCUUUGAAAAAUAAAUGAUAGGCUUUUUUGUGAUUGUGAUUGAGUCACUUAUUAUGUUAGCCUACAUUCAAUUCAUGUUUUUGGGACAGUUGAAGCAAUCAAGGUGAAUGAAGUUUUUUUUCGUUACUAAAUUCUCGAAUAAUAUAAUACAUUCAAACUGUGAAGAAGACACGAAACUUGUUAUUGAAUUUCUUCUCUUGUAAUUUGAGACAGCUUCGAGUUCAAGAGAAUUUAAGAAUUUCAAUUUGAUAGGAGGAAGUUUUUUUUCUACUGUUUGCAAAGGCUAUAAUCAUGUGAGCUACAACAACAAAUGUUUGUAAUUCACGAAUGGUAAAAUAUCUAAUUCAAUCACUUUCUAUUGUUACCUGAUUCUACUAUUUGGGACAUUUGAAAAAGUACGCUGGAGAAAUAAAAACAUGGCGUUAAAAGAAAUUGUUCCAGAUAAAAUUACUACUCAAGGAUAUCAAUUUUAUAGGGGCCAGUAUAUGGGGAAAGGUACUUUUGGGAAAUGCUAUGCCUUAACUAGGGUGGGGAGCAACGAGAGUGUUGCUGGCAAGUGCUUGUCCAAAAAAGUGAUUAGUGAUUUCAAAGUUGAACACAAAAUCAUGCAAGAAAUCAACAUCCAUAAAAAACUAGAUCACCGGAAUGUUGUCAAGUUUUUCGGUUACACUGAAGACAGCAAUUACAUUUAUUUGUUGCUUGAGCUAUGCGCAAAUCGGUCAAUGUCUGAGCUGAUCAAACGCAGAAAAUGCAUUACAGCUUUUGAGUCAAAGUAUUACAUGAAACAAAUUGUUUGCGGAAUCAAGUUUCUACACCAGAAAAACAUAAUCCACAGAGAUUUAAAGCUGGGGAAUUUGUUGAUCAGCAGUACGAUGACGGUAAAAAUUGCCGAUUUUGGAUUGGCUGCAGUUUGUUUAGGGAAAACUAGAAGAUUUUCAAUGUGUGGCACUCCAAACUACAUUGCUCCCGAAGUUCUAUCUCAAAAAGGACACAGCUUUGAAGUCGAUGUUUGGGCUACGGGUUGUAUACUGUACUCACUUCUUGUGGGCACGCCGCCCUUCCAAACUCAAUCCAAACAAGAAACCUACGAUAAAAUUUUGAAAUGUAAAUACACUAUCCCGGCAAUCGUCCCCAAAUGCGCUGCGAAUUUUAUAUCGAUCACCUUGAAAGUUGAUCCUCAACAACGUCCCAACAUCGAAGAACUCUCAGCAAACCAUUUUCUCACCAUGGGAUUCAUCCCUGACUACCUACCGUCAACUUGUAUCAUAAUGCCCCCCAGAACGCAAGCAUUGGUAAAUGCAGGAGACAGAAAGGUACACCCGCUGAAAGAUGCUGAUCAAUCGGAUUUGUCUACAAGGAGAAUGAAGUUCACCGAGCAGGAACUGAGCGAAAUGUUGGUGAAAAUCAAAAACUGUCUGAAAUUGAUUGUGUUGAAGAGUGAGACAGAAAUAGGUUGUGACGAAGAUGCAGAAGAUCCUCGAUUGAGACCUUUUAUUUGGGUAAAUUCAUGGACGGAUUUCACACAUGUGUAUGGUUUCAGUUUCAAGUACAACGAUAACACGGUAGGUAUGCUAUUCAACGACAAUUCCACGAUGGUCAUGCUACCUAGCGGUAAGAACGGGUACUACAUUCCCGAAGCGAACGAAACAGAGUACUACUUCAACGUGGAUAAGAUACCCAAUGAACUCAACAAAAAACUGACAAUAAUGAACUCUUUGAGAAAAUUUAUGUUUGAAAAUCUUAAAAACGCUUAUGAUAAUAAGAACGCUGAGGAACAAGAGCCGUUUUCCAUGGUGCCUGUUCUACAUAAAUAUUUCACGUCGCAAGAUUUGGUAGUUAUGUACCUCUCAAACGCAACAUUUCAAGUGAACUUCCUAUACGAUCACAUAAAAUUGAUAAUUUGCCCAGUUAUGGAUGCAGUUACUGUUCUCAACAAUCACACUGAUCAACUGAAAACGCUUCAUUUGGAUAUUUUGAAAACGUAUGGAUGCAGUCGUAUGCUGCACAAAAAAUUGAAGGAAAUUUUACCGAUUAUAGAUAAAAUGUUACAGAGCUAGAACUUUAGGUAAACUCAUCCAAUGAUAAUUCAUACUUUUUUGUUUUCAAAUAGUUUUUAAAUGUGUUUGAAACGGAUUGAACGUUGAGCCGUCAUUUAAGUGCAUAAAAGAAUUGUUUUAUCUUCAAUUUUUUCAAGAUUUGUUUAGAAGCGUUAUUCUAUAGUUGAUUAGUCUUUUAUUUUAUGAAGAAAUAAGUCAAAUAUGUUAUGUUGAGACAUCAAUAUUUUGUCAUUGUCAUUGGAGUACAUCAGUACCAAUAAUUUUAUUAUAACUGAUAUUUUAACAUUUACCAUGGAGUUUCAAAAGAUUAAACCUAUUUCAUUG